AUCGUUCUGCUGACCAGUUCGCAGUUGAUUUUUGCUAAUCCCACGGACAGUAUUCGAGGCGUGCGCCGCAGAGUGGCAUUCUUGUGUCCCCCGUUUGUGUUCUUUCACUGUGCCCAAAGUCAAGAAACUCCAACGCUAUGUGCACCUCCUCCCGGUGGAUAAUCUGCGCUCUCCUGCUGGCCGCGAUCGCGCUGGCCAACGCGGAUGUGUCGCAUGUUGUUGCAGGCAACCAGACGCCGCUGUCGGACAUCUGCCUGGGCUGCAUCUGCGAGGCCAUGUCGGGCUGCAACAGGGCGGCGUCCUGUGAUGGCAACGUGUGCGGCCUCUUCAAAAUCACGCAUCCCUACUGGGUGGACGCCGGGAAGCCCGUGCAGCAGGCUGACUCCCCCGAAGCCACCGGAGCCUUCGCCAAUUGCGUCACGGAGCCCUUCUGCGCCGGCCGCGCUGUGCAGAACUACAUGAGUCGCUUCGGGCAGGAUUGCAACAAGGACGGCGUGAUUGACUGCUCAGACUACCUGGCUGUUCACAUCCUGGGCGGAUACGGAUGCAGCGGCGAGAUUCCGGCCAAGUUCACGAACGCACUCAGCAAUUGCCUGUACCAAGCGAGCGCCUUCCAAAACGCCUUUCAAUAACUCGCGCGAAAAGAUGAUAAAGUGACGAGAUUAAAGGGCUUUUUAUAGAAGCACAGCAUAGUUUUCAUGUCAUGGUUUAUUUCAAACAUUUAACAAUUCUAAUCAUCCAGUCUAUUCAAGUUUAUUAAUGCGUAAACGGUUCUCUUGUCAUCCUAGAUAUUUGGUUUUAGUGUCUAUUCACGUUUUUUUGCAAUUCAGUUUAUCUCAAUAAUAUUAACAUUAAAUAAGUUUUUUUUAUUGAUAUUAUUUCAUUUUAUACUUGUUGAGAAAGUCCAGAGAAACGUCUCUGGAAAGAGCGAAAAGGUUUUGGUUUUUUCCCCAUAGAAAUUGACAAAAAUCUAUUAAGAUGAAAUUCUCUCAAUUCAAAAUACGUAUAUAUUUUUUCAUCGGUUUGUUUUUUAGAUGUGAAACGCUUUACACGAGAUAUUUUCUUUGGGAGAAAAAAUUCAAUUGGCAACAUUUUUCUGGCCUGUUUUCAUCUUUUAAUCUCUUAAUGAAUUUUAAUUUCCUUUUCUUCUUCUCUAAUAUCUUAAAUAUACACGAGACAAUUUCAUAAAGUAAUAAAUUUAAGGAAUAAUUGUGUCUUUAAAAAAAAUGAGCGAAAAUAGGGUAGAAAAUAUUGCUCAAGAUUUAAAUAUUGCUCACUAAAUUGAGAGAACAUAAAUUUCUGAUUUACAAUUUAAUUUCUUAAACUCUACUCUUCACCCUUUCAAUACACUUUUCUCUCUCUAAUCAUCGAUUCUCAUCGUUAAAAAUCGUCAGUCAAAAAUAGUUUCUUUUUCUCAUUUUUUAUGCUAUCUUUAAAUUUCAACUGACUCAUAAACAUCUUCUAUAGCUGAUUACAAUUCUGGAUAUAUAGAAUUCAACUUAUUCUUCUGUUUUUCUCCUUUCAAUUUGAAUAUUUCGGGUAUAUAAGUGAUUAUAUUCAAUGGUUAGUUAAAUUGCAAUGCGGUUUUCUCUCCUGGCAAUGAAACAUUGUUGCCAGAUGAGGGAAAAUGCAUCUGCAUUGGCAUUUUGUUAGAAAUCCUUUCUCUUGGAGAAAUUUUAUGUGGUUUCUUUUCCUUUUUUUGAAAUAUUCUCAUGUCGAAGAGUGGGAAGGAAACGAGGGCGGACAUAAGGUAUAUAUCUCUCU
Molecule: messenger RNA, 1764 nt
Organism: Phlebotomus argentipes
Lineage: Eukaryota; Metazoa; Arthropoda; Insecta; Diptera; Psychodidae
Product: lysozyme-like
Exons: 3
Coding region: 138-632 (164 amino acids)
Molecular function (GO): lysozyme activity
Source: RefSeq, a predicted model, not a curated record